Molecule: messenger RNA, 790 nt
Organism: Osmerus eperlanus (European smelt)
Lineage: Eukaryota; Metazoa; Chordata; Actinopteri; Osmeriformes; Osmeridae
Product: SLIT-ROBO Rho GTPase-activating protein 1-like
Exons: 2
Biological process (GO): negative regulation of cell migration
Cellular component (GO): cytoplasm
Source: RefSeq, a predicted model, not a curated record
CAUUUGAUUUCAAUAGAGUGGAGUACAUAGUGAGUGCGUAAAGGUUACUACGGGGUUAGCGCACAUACACCAGGACGAACCAGCACCGAAGGCACCCGGCGAGCGAGGGAGCGCGUGCUCUGCUCUGUAUUUGAUGUGUGUGUGUGGUCCACUGGAUUAACUAGUGGGUGUGUGCCCGGUCUUUACCGCAAACCGGUGUGUGUGCGUUGGUGUCUGUCUGUCUUUGCGUGCAGCCGCUCCCCACGCAUUUUGAGCUCUCUAAUGGGAGAUCUGUUCUACCUACCUAUUGAUAGUCCGUGUAUUGCGACCUUCAAUGGACCUGUCUGUUUCUAACGGCGUGGAGCAGCUGCUACGAGCUAAUUGAAUUGAGCGUGGACCACUGUCCCCGAGCGGGAAUCGACUACAAUUCUGUUGUUGCGGCAGUGGAUGCAUUUAGUAGUAUGUAACCUGUGGUUAUUGGCAAUGACGCCCUAGGCAGCGUAGACACGAAGAGGACUAAAGGUUUACGCCUGUUCAUCUGAUUGAUCAUCGUUAUUACGCCAACAUGUCGAACCCGAGCAAAAGCAAGAAGGACAAAGAGAUAAUCGCGGAAUAUGAGAGCCAGGUGAAAGAUGUGCGGGCCCAGUUGGUGGAGCAGCAGAGGUGUCUGGAGCAGCAGACAGAGAUGAGGGUCCAGCUGCUUCAAGAUCUUCAGGAUUUCUUCAGGAAGAAGGCCGAGAUUGAGACAGAGUAUUCUAGAAACCUGGAAAAACUGGCAGAGAGGUUCAUGGCCAAGACACGCAGUACCAAG